Messenger RNA from Crotalus tigris (Tiger rattlesnake), 1246 nucleotides. Its product is annotated as endoplasmic reticulum metallopeptidase 1-like. Bases 98 to 676 code for a protein of 192 amino acids. The record is from RefSeq and is a predicted model, not a curated record. The transcript is spliced from 4 exons. NCBI's taxonomy places the organism in Eukaryota, Metazoa, Chordata, Lepidosauria, Squamata, Viperidae.
GCUUCUUGUCUUGUCAUUUUUCCAGCAUUUAAACAGAAGAUUUCAUAGCCUGGAUGGUCACUUGGAAAAAAGUGAUUCUGGAAUAUGGAUAAAUGGGAUGGACUACAGUGGAAUAUCGCUCGUUACACCCCACCUGCCUGAGUUCAAUGAUUCUAUUGCAGCUACGUGUGAGGAAGGAUCCCCCCUCUGUGGAUUUCCUUGGAUCUUACCCGUGAACAACGUUUUUCGGAAAACAUGGUAUCUUCCUGCACCAGCAAUUGCUCCCCAAAACCCUGUUCGCUUUCAGCUUCUUUCCAAAGAGCCAACACAAUGGGAUUCUACAAAGCUAACCUUUGAAGUAAUAGGUUCAAGCCACAUGGCAUUAUAUCUUCGACUACAUCAAGGUUCAACACUGUCCACUUGGUCUCUUGGAAAUGGAACUCCUAUGGUUAAUAGUUUGAAUGGAGACUACUUUGUGUAUUAUGCACGUGGGCUCCAUGCCAGGCCCUGGCGCUUUUGGAUCGAGCUGAAAGGUUCGGACAAAUCCACGAAAGGAAUGGUCACCCUUGCUAUAGUUAACCAUUAUUUUUUUGGAGAAGAUCAAAAGUCAUCUCUGUUACAUGCUUUACUGGAAAGAUUUCCCAGCUGGAUUUAUCCUUUAAGCUGGACUUCUACCUAUGACCAGUUUAUCUUUUAAUCUAGAAAUUACGCAAAGAUCGAUUAUCUCUCAAUUGUUGGAUGCCACUUCUGUUCAUAGGGAGCUUGAGUGAGUUGGGAAAGAUAGCAUUACUCACAGAAAAAAAAAGCUAUGAGGAAUAAUUUAGUCACAAGUAUAUUUCAAUGGCAGUAUUGGUAAGACCUCUUGGGAAAAGAUGUCUUGUUGUGUUUGUUUAAUGCAAAAAAAAAAAAAAAAAACACCUGUUUCUGCCACUUGAAUAGUCCCUUCACCUGCUGACAUUAUAACAUGAAACUACCUUUUGGAAAGUAGCUUUAGAACAGCUGUUCUUGGGUUUUUGCAAUAAAAGGAGCUUUUGUACUGGAACUACAAGCACAAAAUAACAUACUUUACCGCCUUUAAAUAACACGUGCUGCCUUGUCCUUAAUAUUUUGAUGUGUUCUUACUGACUAAGGAAAUAUUUUGAUUAAGCACUGUUAAGGCUAUCAUGCAGAAUAUGGAGGUGUUAAUGGUGAUUGCUGCAAUAAUGAUACUCGUUUUGAAUGCACUAUGUAAGUAAAGCUCUUUUAAUUAUAAUGCCAACAAACUUGA